This is a messenger RNA of Carassius auratus (goldfish), 2102 nucleotides long. RefSeq names its product deleted in malignant brain tumors 1 protein-like. The record is from RefSeq and is a predicted model, not a curated record. Gene Ontology annotation, molecular function: serine-type endopeptidase activity. The transcript has 8 exons. NCBI's taxonomy places the organism in Eukaryota, Metazoa, Chordata, Actinopteri, Cypriniformes, Cyprinidae. The coding region runs from base 86 to 1765 and encodes 559 amino acids. Gene Ontology annotation, biological process: zymogen activation. Gene Ontology annotation, cellular component: plasma membrane.
UGUGUUUGCAGUUUUGGUUUUGUAUGUUUUAAAAAGAGCAGAUCGAGAGAUCUUAAGUCCAUUUGGGAGCAAAGCAAGGAUUACCAUGUCAAGACCUCUUCUCUUUUUGAUAUUAGCCAGUGCUUUAACUUAUGCAGCUGGAGAUUAUAGUAUCAGACUGGUCAAUGGUAAUAAUGACUGCUCUGGAAGAGUUGAGAUGCUUUAUAAUGGCCAAUGGGGGACAGUGUGUGAUGACGACUGGGACAUGAAUGAUGCCGCUGUGGUGUGCAGACAGUUGGGAUGUGGAACAGCUGUUAGUGCACAAACCGAUGCUCAUUUUGGUCAGGGAAGUGGUCCGAUCUUGUUGGAUGAUGUGACAUGUUCAGGAAGUGAAUCAUCACUCACACAGUGCUCACAUCCUUCUUUUGGAAUUCAUGACUGUAGUCAUUCUGAAGAUGCAGGAGUUGUCUGCUUACAGGACCAACUACCAGCCAUAAGAUUGAUCAGGGGGACUGACUCAUGCUGUGGAAGAGUGGAGAUCCGUUAUAAUGGCCAGUGGGGAACCGUGUGUGAUGAUGAAUGGGACAUGAAUGAUGCUGCUGUGGUGUGCAGACAGUUACAGUGUGGAUCAGCCAUCAGUGCACCUCAUAGUGCUGCCUUUGGUCAAGGCAGUGGACGAAUCUGGCUGGAUGAGGUUAAAUGCACAGGAAGUGAAGGAGCCAUCAUACAAUGUCCACACAAUGGACUAGGAAGUCAUGACUGUAAUCAUGGGGAAGAUGCUGGGGUUGUUUGUUCAGGAAACCUGCAGAUGCCGACCCUUUCUUUGACCUCCAGACAUUCAGCUGUUUCUCCUGGAGAAAAUAUCCAGUUCAGAUGCACAACACCUAAACCAAGAUGCAAUGCUAAUGCUAAAUUCCAGAUCUUCAGAAAUGGACCAUCUAUAUUCUCCCAGGAACAUGAAUCUAGUGUGACUUUCAACCUUAAUGUGGAUGUCUCACAUCAGGGCAACUACAGCUGUCAAUACUCCUACCAGAGCAACAAUAUCACGUCACCUUCGAGCAGAACUGUUACCAUCACUGUGGUGAACUUGCAGCAGCCCAGCAUUUCUCACAGUGCUCCUGAUGCAUGGUUCGACAAGGAUCUUCAGGGGCCAGUGAUCACCAGGGGCCACAGUUUCACUAUCAUCUGUUCCACUGCAUCCCAGUUUCCUGGAGGCUCUUUUCACUUGUUCAGAGGGUCAAGCAUCACCAGGACUGAGUCAGCUGUCAAUCAUUCUGCCUCCUUUUUCUUUCCUGAGGCAGAAUAUUCAAAUGAGGGAAACUACAGUUGUGUUUAUGAAGUCAGUGUCUCCUCACGCACCUUCAAUUCAUCUGCCUCUGAACUGCUGCUCAUCAUUAUCACAGCCUCCCUGCUUCCUGUCAUUGGUGCUGCAGUGUCAGGUGUACUGCUCUUGUUGUCUCUCCUCAUAAUCAUCCUCCUGCUGAAGAGAAGACAAAAGCAAAGCAAUAAGGAAACUCUAUUUAAGUUUUCCUUCAAAAACGCUGCAGCUAAUACAUAUGCAGGUACAUCCCAUGACAAGAAAAAUGAAGAGGAUGAUGACUCUGAUUAUGAAAAUGUAGAAUUUAAUAAUAAAAACAUGCAUCAUGAUGACUCUGAAGAGGACUAUGUCAGUGUGGACGCGGAUGACUCUGAAGAGGACUACGUCAAUGCAAACUUUACGGAGGUUAAAAGUGUGGAAAACAAAUCUGAUGAUAACAUUUAUGAAAUCUAUGGUGAUGAAUACUGAGUAAAACAUUAAAAUUUGGCUCUAAAAAGAAAUAUGGAAACCCUGAUGUCAAUGAAGAAAAUCCAGUUGAUUGUGACUGAUUUAUCUUUGUUAGGCCUAAUGAGGAUUGCUUUGAGAAAAUAAAGUGAUAUUAUGUGUAUUAUACAUUUGUGUAAUAUAAAUGUUGUGUAAUACUUUCAAAAGUAGAAUAAUCAAUUGUUCUUCCAGGUUAAUUUGUUUGUUGCUAGUUUUUAAACUGUGAGCCGAACCCCCAGAGGGCUAUGGAGGGGGACCCUAAACAAUGAUUAAAAAUUAUCUUGAGCAUUCUAUAAAAUAAAAUUAAUAAAGUUGCAAAGUC